Messenger RNA from Paramuricea clavata, 450 nucleotides. NCBI's taxonomy places the organism in Eukaryota, Metazoa, Cnidaria, Anthozoa, Malacalcyonacea, Plexauridae. The record is from the annotation of a GenBank genome assembly.
AUGGCACUAACUAACGAGGGCAAGAGUGAUGAAGAAGUGAGUACAGCAAUGAAAGAAACAGUGCUGGCGUAUGACAACAUGUGUCACCUAAACUCACUCCGUGCUUCCCGGAAGGAUUUACCUCUCCCGCCUCCUUUUGACAAGAUGUGGCAAAGUGUUGGCAAAGUCAUAGAUCGCUUACAUUUAAGAAAUCACAAAGAUCCUUCAUGUAAGAUUAACUAUGAUCCCGACAAGGUUUUACCUGAAAAUCUCAACACAAUGGCAGCAGAGCAGGUUAACGUUUGGGCAAGCAGAUUAAAGAGGAUAAUGGUGGCUAUGCCGUAUGUACACCAUAUGUUCUUUUUCCACAGAAUGGUGAAGAAAAGGAAUUCGUACACCGAGUUUUGUUACAAGGUUGGAAAAGAUCCUGUUUUGCCAAAAAAUGCUAAGAGAUGGGCGAAACUCAAGUAA